AUGCUUCUUAAACUGUACUUUAAGUUGCUAAAAGAUUUGCGCCUAACGGAUGAGUUAUCAAAAAGAACAUUCAUGAGUGGAUGCCCUGUUUCAUCUGAAGAUGGACCUUCUGAUGUGUCUAGGAUGAACAAGUGGACAUGUACUUGUUCUUCUGCAUAUCAAGGGAACCAGAGCUUAGCGAUCUCUAGCAACUGUUCUUCAUCCUGUGAUUGCUCUCCUGCUGAAGCUGGCGGAACACAAGUUAGGCCGCAAGAUUCUUUAUCAUCAAGUACCUCUUCAUCCAGAGCAAUGUACACACAUCCACACACACCUGUAAAGUUUCAUUCUGAAACCUCUUUGGCCCCAAUUGUAGCUGCAGGAGCAUCACUUGCAAACAAAUGGAUAUGCAUUUGCCCGGCCAAUGGAUUCCCGAAGUUGACCGCAGAUGGUCAUGAUACCAGUUGUUUCACAGCCUGCAAUUGUGAUUCUGGAUCUUCAAGUAGGUCACAGUCGUCAAAGAAGCGGAUUUCCAGCAAGGUUAUUGUACUUGUUCUCUUACUAUGUGUACUACUCACAUCCCUUGGAUUUAUUGCUUUGGCGGUAUGCUAUGUUUAUCGAAGAGAGAGAUGUCCUAUUCAGCGGCCUCUAUUCUCAGCAGAUAAGGACACAAGUUGCAACAGUGGUACCAAACUUAUAAGCCAUAGGGCUUCUUCAGUAUCAGAAUCCAUAGUUUAUUUAGGUUCGCCGGACAAUCCUAUCACAGGAUGUAUUCACAAGGCUUCAUUCUUAUUUGGAAGCAAAGCAGGAAGAAUGCAAGGAACAAUUACACAUUUUUCAUAUUCUGAAUUGGAAAAUGCUACUAAUAAGUUCUCUGAAACUAGUUUGAUAGGAGCUGGUGGAAGCAGCCACGUUUACUGUGGCCAUCUCAAAGAUGGCAGAACAGUGGCAAUUAAGAGAAUAAAAACUCAGGGUGGGCCAGAUGCAGAAUCUAUUUUUUUGACUGAGAUUGAACUCUUAUCAAGACUCCAUCAUUGUAAUGUGGUGCCUUUGCUUGGCUACUGCUCAGCAUACCAAGGAAAACAUGCUGAGAGGCUGCUAGUGUUUCAGUACAUGCCCAGUGGUAAUUUGAGAGAAUGUCUGGAUGGGGCUUCGGGAAUAUGCCAGGACUGGGGUACUCGGGUCGCAAUUGCACUUGGAGCUGCAAGGGGCCUGGAAUAUCUCCAUGAAGCAGCUGCCCCAAGAAUUUUACACAGAGAUGUCAAAUCUACUAACAUUCUCUUGGAUGAGAACCGGAGAGCUAAGGUAAAUCUGAAAAAUCUUAAAUACCAGAAAGAUAAAGGUCAAAACAGAACCGAUGUUGAUUUUCAACCAGUCAAGCCAAGUAAGGCAUAG
This is a messenger RNA of Ilex paraguariensis (yerba mate), 1371 nucleotides long. Lineage: Eukaryota; Viridiplantae; Streptophyta; Magnoliopsida; Aquifoliales; Aquifoliaceae. The record is from the annotation of a GenBank genome assembly.